Molecule: messenger RNA, 1541 nt
Organism: Closterium sp. NIES-67
Lineage: Eukaryota; Viridiplantae; Streptophyta; Zygnematophyceae; Desmidiales; Closteriaceae
Source: the annotation of a GenBank genome assembly
ACGAGGCAGGAAGUCCUGUGACCCACCUUCUUGAGUCCGACACGGAUUAGGAGGGUCGUUGAUCGAUCGGUUUGACUGUUGACUUCUGUCAUUGCCAGUUUCACUCUCUCUUCCACCCUCUCACGAGUGUGGGAUAGUUCCCCCCCGCAUUUUGCUGCCUGCAUCGCAUCUCCUGGCCUUCUUGGACCUGAAGUAGAACUUCACGUGCCCUAAACUCUACGCAAUAGUAGGCUUUCUCCAAGCUCAUUUCGCGUCUCUCCACUCACUUAUCAUUCAACGCGGCAUCGUGAAACAGAUAGUUCCUCCCCCAGUGAGUAAAGAACAGCAUGGGUCGAAAGCAUCAGCACGCGGGACAGCUUCCAGCCGAGCAGCCGGAGCAUCUACCAUACCUCCAGGUGGACUCAGCGACGUUCCGCGCUCUUGCGGAGCCUGCGACUCCUGCGACAUCUGCGACAUCUGCUUACUCUUCCAGUCAUUCCUCUGGUUACUCGUCCGCCGCCUUCGGUUACUCUUCCGCGUACUCUUUGGGUCACUCCGCCGCCAGUUCCUCCUCUCGUCGCAACACGCCGGACGAGCUGAGCCGACGAGCCGUGUCGGGACCGAUCGAGCGAUCUGCGGCGUGCAUCCCGCUCUCCUUCUCCCGCGGGGCCCGCGGAAACUUGCUCCCCAGCCCGCUGGAACCUUCCGCAUCGCUUCCCGCGUCGUUCCGCACGACGAGCGUACUUCCUGCGAAAGCGGCGACUCCCCUCGCGGCUCUUUCACGCGACACAUGCGGCGCUGCUCCCGUCGCACGUGCGACUACCGGUACUCGUUCAGCGACCCAGCGAAGCGGUUCCGCUUCGCAGCCGUUUUCUGAAGCCCAUAAGGCGCUGUACCGCCGAUCGCCAGUCGCGGUUUCGAAUCCCAUCGACACCGGUUUGGAAGCUGCGUCCCGCAGCUACAUGUCUGGCCCCAUCAACCCAUCCGCGUCGGCUUCGAUUCCGCGAUCUUUUCUCACAGCAGAUUCAACGCAGUCUGGGCCCAUAUUUCCGUUUUCCCAUUCUUCUAGUGCAACAAUCGGAUCUCGUCCGUCCGCUUUUCCUAAAACGGCAUCGUCUGGUUGGGAGCAGCCCUCGGCCCGUUCACAUGUCCGGCGGGUUCGCUUCGCUGACGAGGGGCUGCCGGGCGACGUCAGGACUGACGGAAACGGGAACGAGGCGCUCGAAACGAGGAAGCAAUUUCGUUUGAAUCACCCUUCUGCACGCACGGGCUUUUCCGGGCAGCACAUGAGUGUAAAUAUUCCCAGGAGGUGGGCAACCGCCAGCCAAUCAGCGGCCGCCUUUGCCCUGCCCCCUCCUCCACUAACUGCUGCUGGAGUUCCGUCUACUCCCCCAGCCGUAGUCACCUCUGUGUCGUCUUGACGCAGUACUAGCAUUCUUGAAUUAGCCCGCCAUGCCCCCAUAGCAGCACGCACCAUUGAUUUAUUGCCUCCUAUUUUUGCAUGGUCGUGCACGUCCUGCAGCACGCGAAACAAUAUAUGUUAAUACAUCACCCUUUUGUCA